This is a messenger RNA of Vicia villosa (hairy vetch), 1012 nucleotides long. RefSeq lists its product as uncharacterized. Gene Ontology annotation, biological process: shoot system development; root development. The transcript has a single exon. Lineage: Eukaryota; Viridiplantae; Streptophyta; Magnoliopsida; Fabales; Fabaceae. Bases 61 to 960 code for a protein of 299 amino acids. The record is from RefSeq and is a predicted model, not a curated record.
UUCUGUGACUUCAUCCUUCUCUUGUGCUUUACCAAAACUAUAUCAAAAUAUUAGCACACCAUGAAAGCACCAACUAUCUUAAAGAGCUUUCUCUUUCGACCAAGGGCUCCCGCGAUGGUAGUUCCUUUGCCGCAAAAAACCCGAUUUGACCGAAAACUUACGGCCGGACUUGGCGUCCACGGUUGUGAUAUGGAGUUGGUUCAAUUACUUGAUGCUGCCGUCACCACCCAAAAAAUUGUAUUGGAUUCUCUAGCUAAAAUUUCUUAUAGUGAUGGUUAUGAUCAUGGAGAUGUUGAUAAGUACCUAGAAGACAACGUUGAGUUUCUUGAUGUAUGCAAUUACUUUGUUGAAAAAAUCGAGAACAUUUAUAAUUAUCUAGACAAAUUGAAAGUUGUAGUACAUUUAGUUGAUAAUAAUUGUAGUCCAUUGAAGCCUAAUAAUGUUGCAACAACACGUGCAAUGGAACUUUUGAAUUCAUCAUCAUGUAAAAUUGUAGAAAAGAGAUCAAGCAAUGGUUUGAAAAAAUUGUUAAGGCAAAAGCUAUGUCAUGAUGAAACCGAAAUGAGUGAGAUUAUGUGUGGUUCUAAGGCUAUGACAUUGAUGUGCUUAAGGUUUCUGGAACUUGGUUUGUCAUUUGAUUUGAAAAGUUUAAUGUUACCAAAAAUGAAAAUACUUUCUCAGCCUACAAGUUCUUCAUGGUUGAGAUUGUUGCAAGAGUUGACAAAAGAAGCAGAAGCAAGUGUUGAUGGGAAGAAGUUGCAGGAGACAGUGGAUGCAGCUAGAGAAUUGAAGGAACAGAUGAAGAGGGAAAAGGAGAUGAAAUGUUGUGUUGAGAGAUUGAAGAGAAGAUGCAAGGAAUUGGAGGAUGUGGUUGAGGUUAUUGAGGAAAGAGUAAAAGAUUUGUAUAAAUGUUUAAUUGAUGUUAGGAUGACCCUUUUGGGAAUUCUUUCCCAGCACUGAAUUAAUUAGAUCUUAUGAAUAGAAAUUUAGAAUAGCUAGCUUGGAAGCUUGG